This is a messenger RNA of Protopterus annectens (West African lungfish), 7983 nucleotides long. Its product is annotated as semaphorin-6D-like. Gene Ontology annotation, biological process: negative regulation of axon extension involved in axon guidance; negative chemotaxis; positive regulation of cell migration. Bases 694 to 3711 code for a protein of 1005 amino acids. The record is from RefSeq and is a predicted model, not a curated record. Gene Ontology annotation, molecular function: chemorepellent activity; semaphorin receptor binding. The transcript has 20 exons. Lineage: Eukaryota; Metazoa; Chordata; Ceratodontiformes; Protopteridae.
CUGAUCCUAAAGCAGACAGAUGCAAAGCCUUAGCGUGUGACUGGUUUUGUUGAUCCUGCUUUCAGAAGCUUUGAAUGCGUUUGCUUGUUUAAUUGCUGGGGUUUAACUCCAGUUUCAAUGGGUGGUGGCGACGAAGUCUGGGGAUUAUUAGAGCGAACUUGCCUUCUUUACUUUAUUCUUUUGUCUUCUUUUGGCUCCCCACCAAGGACCACCUCGGUACUGUACUCGUAGUGUCCUAAGGGGGUUUGGAUAGUAUUGUUGCUGGACCCUUUUAUUAUUUUCCAGAAGUUUGCAAGAAAGUCCAAUCCCUGUAGAUGUUCUGAAUGCCUGUCAUAAGGAUGGUGGUUUUGUUAACCAGGAUUAUUAAUGUUUGAUCUGGAUCCCCACAAGCCAUGAUUGUUUCAUUUUCAGACUGUUCCAUCAGUUGGAUUUGUAUGCCACACCCCUCAAAAGACUCAAUAAUUUUUAUCCAGGACAUGAAAAUUGUAGAUACUGCAUUUUUGUGAUGUCUAAAAGUUUCCAUCUCUAAGUGACGUUCAGGUAGGACGGGUGUCUGCCACAGGUCAGCCUGCUUUUCUAGCGUGAGGACAGUAGCUCUUCAGUGCCGUAAGAUGCUGCUAGUGUGACAGAAGAUGUACCUGUGCUAGGAGACAGGCGAGCAUCUCGCUUCCUGCUCUCUCAACAAGACUUGGCAUGAGAAUGUCUCGCCUGUACUUUUCUACUUUGCUUCACCUCACAACAGUCCUGCUGGCUUCCUCAGUAUCAUUUCCAAGAGACCAUGAACCCAUCAAUACUGUUGGCCCUCAAGGUUCCUCUGUGUAUCCAGUGUUUCAAGGCUCACGGGAAGACAAUGAGACUAAAAGGCUAGGCCUGGAUUUUCAAAAAAUGUUGAAGAUCAAUGCAACUCUCUAUAUAGCAGCCCGGGACCAUGUCUAUAUAAUUGACCUGAGACAGUCAAAGAAUGAGAUCUUCGCUAUCCGAGAGGUGACUUGGAGGACGAAACCUGAGGACAUGGAUAACUGUGCUAUGAGGGGAAAAAUAAAAGAUGAAUGCUACAAUUAUAUCAAGGUUCUUGUUCCUAGGAAUGGCCGAACUCUUUUUGCUUGUGGCACAAAUGCUUUUAACCCAGUUUGCCGAAGUUACCAGAUGAGCAGCCUGCAACAGGAUGGAGAAGAACUGAAUGGUCAAGCUCGCUGCCCUUUUGAUGCCAAACAGACCAAUGUGGCUCUUUUUGCUGAUGGAAAUCUGUAUUCUGCAACCAUGGCGGACUUCUUAGCGAGUGACGCUGUGAUCUAUCGAAGUCUGGGAGACAAGGUGCCUGUCUUAAGAACAGUGAAGUAUGAUUCCAAGUGGCUCCGAGAACCUCACUUCCUCCAUGCAGUUGACUAUGGAAACUAUGUUUACUUAUUCUUCAGGGAGAUAUCUAUGGAAUAUACAACUCUGGGCAGGGUAAUUUUCUCUCGUGUGGCCAGGGUUUGUAAAAAUGAUAUGGGUGGAUCCCCCAGGGUUCUGGAAAAGUACUGGACAUCAUUCCUGAAAGCAAGACUCAACUGCUCUGUGCCAGGGGAUUCAUUCUUCUACUUUGAUGUCCUUCAGUCCGUAACAAGCAUCGUACAGAUUAACAGCCGACCUGCAGUUAUCGGAGUGUUCAGCACCCAGGCUAACAGUAUUGUUGGUUCUGGUGUCUGUGCAUUUUACUUGGAUGACAUUGAGAAAGUAUUUAAUGGAAGGUUCAAAGAACAAAAGAAUGCGGAGUCAUCAUGGACACCUAUUCCAGAGGACAGAGUUCCAAACCCAAGACCAGGCAGCUGUGCAGGAUAUGGAGCAGCUUCUGCAUAUAAGGCCUCCAAUGAAUUUCCAGAUGAGACUCUGUCCUUCAUUAAGUCAUACCCACUCCUGGAUGAAGCAGUUUCUUCCGUCACUAACAAACCAUGGUUCACUAAAACCAACAGCAGGUUCAGGCUCACCCACAUAACGGUUGACACAUCAGCUGGACCAUAUGGCAAUUAUACUGUCUUGUUCUUGGGCUCUGAAGAUGGAAAGCUAUUGAAGGUCCUCUCCAGCACCACAGAGAAUGCCAAAUUUGACAGCUUGUUAUUGGAGGAGAUCGAUGUCUAUAACCCAGCCAAGUGUACAGUGAAAGGGGAAGACAGAAGAAUUCUGGGACUGGAACUCGACAAGAGUCAUCAUGCCUUGUUUGUUGCAUUUUCCAGUUGCUUGAUCCGUGUUCCACUUACCCGCUGUGAGAGCUAUGGACAGUGCAAAAAAAGCUGCUUAGCCUCCAGGGAUCCUUACUGUGUGUGGUUAAAGAGUGGAACCUGUGCUACUUUUGAACCCAGAAUGAGGGCAGGAUAUGAACAGGAUAUAGAACAGACAAGCACUCAACACCUGUCAGACUGUCUUGAUUCUGUAACCACCACAGGAAAUCGCAACAAUCCUGGUGAUUCAGCUUACGGUGUGAGACAAGAACCAGAAAUAAGAGAAAAAGGAAAGAGUGUUCAUUUCACUUUUCUUAUUGGUUGCGUCCUUGUAGCCUUCAUACUGGGUGCAACCUUUUCGGGGCUGUUUGUUUCCUGUUAUUGCAACCAUGUGCUUCAUAAAACAAAACGUCUAAAUAAAGACCCUGAAUCCUCAUCUACACAUCCACUUUCCCUUAGGAGUUUGGCCAAGAUCAAUGGACUUUUGGAAAGUCAGCCCAAGGAUGCCUUGACAGAAGAUACAGCACCAAAGUUGUACACUACUCUCUUGCCCAGUGAGAAAGAGCAACAGCCAAAUGGAACAGUAAAAGUAGGGAUAAAAGAACAUCCAGAAUUAUCAGGUUUGCCAACUCCUGAAUCGACACCCGAGCUGCCAUUGAAAAAUAUGAAAGCUAUCAAAAACCAAUGGGAGAAAAAUCAAAACUGCAACAAUGCUAAAGAAUCCCAAGUCAAGAGUCCAAUGUUUCACAGUCCUUUACCCAACUCACAAGUGUUUCAAUUCUCAAACAUGAUGGUUCCCUCUCACACCAGACAUGCAUAUGACCCUUCCUUGUCCAGCUGCUCAGAUGACAGAAAAAUCCCAAAUUCUGAACGUAUGCUGGCACGGCACUCAAACCGAUAUUCUCAGAAAGGUGUUGAUGUUAAUGCACUAGAUGAGCUUCUGAAACACCUUCAUGAAACAAGUAGCAGUCCUAAGAAAAUGAUGGAGAACAUGCCAGUCAGUCAUCCUAGUAUGAGUGCCCACACUCCAGUGCUAUUUACUAACAGAGUGCAGCCUAAAAUCCCGGACACCGAAAGUGCCCCCUAUUAUAGCUCUUCAACACUUCCAAGGGACAGCUUACCGAGAAGAAUGGAUAUUCCACCCGAUGUUCCACCCCACUCUAGCUCGGAACAGCAAGCCCGGCACCCAUCUCACAGACACUCAAUGUCUUCAGCACAGAAACUCAUGAACAUUGCAAGCAUGAGUGGGGUGGGGAUUUCCAGACAGCAGAGUAUAGGCAGAGGGUCAGGCCCCCACCCUCCCACGGUUCUGAUGAGAAUGCAUUCAACAGGCACCCCGGUGCCCUUGGAAGGACAUCAUAACUUUUUAUCAAGACACCACAGCUACACUGAUGGAUCUCUACCAAGAGGUGCUGUCAGAAGAACACCAUCUAUCAAACCGGAUGUACCACCAAAACCUAUGUUCAUGCCUGCCUCAUCUCCAGUGAACCCCUCAAAUCAGUUUCACUACUGAAUGUUUAAGGCUAUGUAAUUUAACAUUGUGCUCAUUGUAAGGAACCUCAGAAGGCGGAAGAUCCUUUUGGAUUUGCUUGCAAUGCUUGAAAAAAGUCAGAAUUGCAAAGCUGGCUUAAAUGGCUUUGCUAAUAAGAACAACCACCAAGUUGUGUGCGUGUGCUGUGUAAGACCAUCUUCUAUGUCUUUUCCCAUAAAGGAACAUGAUACAUCCUACCAUAUUGGUACCAUCUAUUGACAUUACAAAUAUGGCAGUUCUUAGUACAUCUUGGAGUAACCAAAAAUACUGAAUUUGUUCUUUUUAUUCAGAAUUUCAUAAAAAAUCCCUUUGAAGAUGUAGAGAAAUGUCUUAGGAAGCUGUAACAUUCAGUGAUUUACUUGGGUUUUCACGACUGUGUGAAAUGACAACCUGACAUGCUUAAGACAUUACACUUCCUGCCUGAUUUUUUUUUUGACUGAAGAUUUAUUCGUCAGUACAUCUUGGAAAAUUUGCAUUACCACCGUCACUGUGGCCUAUUUAUUUUCAAACUGUAAUGCUGGGCUUUAAACCCAAAGCUGUUAUGUAGCUUUUCAUUUUUUUUUCACAUUUCAUAUUUCAUUUGAACCUCAUCAUGGACCUGUGAAUAAUAAUAUUAUUCUAUAGGAAAAUGAGGAAUAUGCAUCAUCAGAGCUUUACAGACUGUUCAGAGUUUGAAAGUACAGAACAUUGUGACCUCUGAACACUAUAACGUUUUAAAAGUGAUUGUAGUCUUUAGACAUCACCUGCUGUGUGGAGCAAAAACAUAGGAUGCUUCAGCCUUGUGUCAUUCUUUAAAGCAAUUUAAGGGAUCUGGGUAAAGAGAGGGACUUGAAUACAAUGGCAGCUUUUUUCGUGGUAUUAUCAUUAUUGAAUCCUAAGUGAGUAGUAAUACUGUUUCUUCUACAAAACAUGUUGUGUGGAGCUUUGUUUUGUAAACAAGUGGUCAGCUACUAUCAAGCUGGAAUAUGUAGCUUUUGAAUCUAUUAAGCCCAGACUCAUCCCGUCCCCAUUUGAAUGGUCAGAUGUUACAUGUUGCUAACAUAUCUUAUUUCACAUAGGCCAGUUGGCUUUUUUCCCCCAUUGUUGUUAUUCCCAUUGGUUCAAGCAAUAUUCGUUCGCCAUUGUUCUUGUUGGGUAGAAUUUAUGCUUUACUAUGUGGCUCAGAACAAACAUGCUGAAGAAUAUUGCAAGACUUUUUUUUCAGCAAAUUAAUGUGUCAGUCACACAGUGAAACAGGCAGUGUACAUUGAUAGUUCUGCUUCCAAGGUACUUCGGUCUCUGAGAUGUUACAGAAAAAAGGAUUAGAACAGUCUGCUGCCUGCAAAUGCCAGAAGUCACCAUGGCCAUACAUAGCACUUUUACUAAUAUCUGCUGUCGGUUACAGUUCCUCCCUUGAAGUACGAGGUGAGAUUUAUGGCCGGCUCACACACUGCAGAGUGAUGGAAGUAAUUGAGAAAUCAUAUAGCUUUGAGAUGGAGGUUAUUGGGAAAUCGUGUGGCUUGCAUUAUUUCAGUUCUAGCAGUACACUGUACUGCAUGGUUUACAGACAAUGGAGGAGGACUACAGGAUCUCUGAAUUGCUGCCUUUAAACCUAGAAAUAACCAACACUCAAAUUUGAACUUGCUUUUGGGUUUUCAGAGAAGCAACAUAACAAGAAACAGUAUAUUUUAAGUUUGCAUACCUUUCUAAGCAGCAUGCAUACCACAAGACACCAGAUACAAGAGAAAGUUUUCUUAAUGAAGUUACUGCAGAAAAGCCACCACCACCAACUGACAUUUUCUUGAAUGAGCAUUCAUUCAUCUUGCAGGAGUGUCUGAUUUAUGUGAUUAAUGAAAGAGAAAAGAAGUAUUGGAAUCUAUUUAACUAAUUUCUGUGCACCCAGAAAGUCCAUCUGAGAUAUCUCUAAUUUCCUUCAUUCCAUUAUUAUGUCCUGCAACCCACAGUACCCCCAAACUCUGAUUUCCUUGAUAUUUAUUUAUUUGGCAGUGGUGUGGGAGACAGUAUCUCCUGUGGCUCUGGUGAAGCGAUCCUACUUGAUUUUAAACCUUCUGCAGCAAAGACUGUUAAGAAAAACCUAGUUAUAUGUGUUUCUGUGAAAAGAGAAAUGGUCGCAUAAUUUCAGCACAUCAGCCAAAUGACGUAAACUGUUUUUUGUAAAUAUGUGCCUUACUAAAAUGGAGAAAUCGAACACUUUUACCAUACUUAUGAAAAAGAAAAUAACAAAGCCAGGCUUUGUGGGUUUUUUUUUUUAAUUGUGAAGGUUUGUUUAACACAUUUUAUUUUGAUAAGUUAGCUUCCUCAGUCGUCCUCCCCACCAGUGGUUAAGUCUUUACUGCUGUAUGCCAGCCUAAAUUGCUUGAAUGACACAUGUUCUAAGAGCAUUCAUGCCUGGCAAAUGUGAAAAAAGUUACAGUAUAGUUGAAGCCCUUCCUAUCAGCGAUUUUUCCGUCACCCUUUAUUCAGCUAAAUACAUCUGCAUACAAUUUUCUGCACUCUACUAAUCUUUUUCCACAAAAAAAAUGAGACAAGACGUGGGAACCAUGGAUGAUUAUUUGUAGUGGAUAGCUUGUGACCUUAAGUCAUUAGGAGUAAAAUAACUUCAGUGUAUCAAGUCACACUAAGAAAUACAUGUAUAUGUAUAUUUUACAAGGAAGAAUGGGUGUAUUAGCUGGCCAUAAUAUCAUUAAAUAGCUGUGAGUAUAUAAAAGAAUGACAAAAAAGCAGCACAUAGAAAUGUGGGUUUGGAUAAAUGAAGAGUAGCUGCUAAAAAGUGCGCUACGUGAGUUUUAUUGCACAGGUAUCCUGUAGUUUUUCAAUACUCCAGCACUUCUUUAUAAAUGGCACUUUAUUCAUUUCUGUGAGAAAUAGUUAACCUAGGAGGCCACAGUAAAAAGCUGUUGAGAGCUUUAUAUACACCCAUUUUGUACUGUAGGCAAGUGGGACAAGGGCUUUAUCCCAUCAUUUGAUAUCCUCUGUUUCAUCACUGCAUAUAUAUUCAGUAAUCGUGAGAAUCGGUGAGCAGACAUUGCAACCAUGGUCAGUAAAGUAUGGCUGAAAUAUAUUUUCCCAAGUUUUUGUAAGCAGCCGCCAUUAACGCUACAAUAGGAAUGGCACAGGGUUAGAAUUUGUGUAAUGCUUUUGGAUUUAGUAAUGGCGACAAAUGCAAUGCAUAGAAUGUACCUCUUAGACGUGAUUGUGUGAAUGGAAUAUCCAUUCAGUACUAUCUCCCCAAGAUUGUGCAGAAGUGCAAAGGCAUUACGUUAUUAAAUAGCUGGGGAUGCUACAGUGAUCCCCUUGCUCUGCAUUGUCUUCAGGAUUGGAACUUGAAACCAGGGUAGCCAUUUACGAUUCUGUAGCCCUCUGCUACCCUGCUUGUCAUUAAAUUAAUCAUUGUUGGAAGCAGGAAGUAAGAUAAGUGGGGUACGAUAUUUCUUAGCAAAAUGCCCCUUGUAUAACGCAGCCAAGAUGUAUUUCCGAAGAGUAAUAUUAGGUGUAAAAAUCUAGUUAUUGUCAAUCUUCCCUUUUAAGGAUAACUUGCCAUCUGUCCUUAAAUUCUAGCUGUUGAUAUAUUUCUGAUGUGCAUUUCUGUCCUUCAGCAUCAUUUUUGUCAUAUUGGAGGUGCUUGGUCUCUGCUUCAUUAAAUGUGUUUAUAGUUUUUGCAUUUAUUUUCAAAAUUCUACUCAACUGAGAGUUUGUCUCUGAUAUUUGAUGAGCUCCACCACACCUUGCAUUUUUUUUUAAUGAGUUAAAUGUCAUACAUGUGCUUCUUGUCAUUAGCUUCUUUAGGGCCCCACAUUAAGCAAGUAAAAAGUUCCUGCAUUCACUUUCAAGGGUGCAGCCGACUCAUAGCUCAUUAUCUUAAUCAGCCUGUUGGAUCACUUGGUGGGCAGUGAUCAAGGAGGGCAGGGUUCUUGCUUCCAAUACUGUGUCCAAUGCAGUCUGAACAUUUUAGAUAAAGAUGCACAUUCCUUGUGUUUAUUGUUUGUGGUCAGACUGUCACACUAAGGCCUUUGAGUUCUGCAGAAUUUAUUCACCCCUAUUGACCACUGAGCCUGUUAUGUUGUUUUUUUCUUAGUCAUUUAGCCAAAAGAGAACCCUCUGUUGUAAUUCACUGUGGAGUGACCACACAGUUCCAGUUUGAUGAUGAUGGAAAAAAAAUAUGGCAUAGCGUAUUUAUUUUAUAAUGGUUAUUUUCUUUUUCUAGCUGGAAUAGAUGUCAGGAAAACCUUUCUAAUAAAGACAUUAAUUGCAACA